AUGAAAGCAGCCAACCACACAGAGGUAAGGGAGUUUGUUUUCCAAGGUUUCUCCAAUUUUCAGGAACAUCAGCUCACACUCUUUGUGGUCUUUCUCACCCUGUACAUCCUAACUCUGGCUGGCAAUGUCAUCAUUGUGACUAUUAUUCGCCUUGACAAUCACCUGCACACCCCCAUGUACUUCUUUUUAAGUGUCCUCUCCACUUCAGAGACGUUCUACUCUCUGGUCAUUAUCCCACGCAUGCUUUCCAGCCUUGUAGGCUUGAGCCAAUCCAUCUCCCUGGAGGGAUGUGGAGCUCAGCUCUUUUUCUUCCUUGGCUUUGCCAUCACCAACUGCCUCCUGCUGGCAGUAAUGGGGUAUGAUCGCUACGUGGCCAUCUGCAACCCGCUGCGCUAUUCAAUCAUCAUGACUUGGAGGGUCUGUGCCAUGCUGGCAUCCUCCGUCUGUGCCACGGGGUUCUCACUUUCCCUGGUUCAGGCUGUGGCCAUUCUCAGACUGCCCUUUUGCAACUCACUGAUUGAGCAUUUCUUCUGUGAUGUUCGACCUCUGUUGGACCUGGCCUGUGCCACCCCACUCAUUAAUGAUAUUCUGACCUUAAUUAUCAGCCUCCUGGCCAUCACAGUCCCUGCCACCUUCCUCUUCAUCUCUUAUGUCCUCAUUAUUUCCACUAUUCUCAAGAUUGCCUCAGCUGAAGGCCGGAGGAAAACCUUUGCCACCUGUGCCUCCCACCUGACUGUGGUCAUUAUUCACUAUGGCUGUGCCUCCAUUGCCUACUUCAAGCCCAAGUCAGAGAACACCAAAGAUCAGGAUCAGUUAAUCUCGGUGACUUACACUGUCAUAACACCUUUAUUAAACCCUGUUGUGUACAGUUUAAGAAAUAAAGAAGUCCAGGAUGCUCUGUGGAGAGUAAUGGGUAGGAAAUCUCUUUCCUAA
This is a messenger RNA of Otolemur garnettii (small-eared galago), 933 nucleotides long. RefSeq names its product olfactory receptor 10J1-like. Gene Ontology annotation, molecular function: olfactory receptor activity; G protein-coupled receptor activity. Bases 1 to 933 code for a protein of 310 amino acids. Gene Ontology annotation, cellular component: membrane. The transcript has a single exon. Lineage: Eukaryota; Metazoa; Chordata; Mammalia; Primates; Galagidae. Gene Ontology annotation, biological process: G protein-coupled receptor signaling pathway. The record is from RefSeq and is a predicted model, not a curated record.